Messenger RNA from Chrysoperla carnea, 700 nucleotides. RefSeq lists its product as uncharacterized. The coding region runs from base 16 to 687 and encodes 223 amino acids. Lineage: Eukaryota; Metazoa; Arthropoda; Insecta; Neuroptera; Chrysopidae. The transcript has 6 exons. The record is from RefSeq and is a predicted model, not a curated record.
UUUGUUGACGUCACAAUGUUGAAUUGCACCGAUUUAGAGUGUAUUUUACAUCACCAUCAUUAUUAUGCACAUUUACAUCAUAUGCAACGUGGGACGCAUCAAAUACAGGAUGACAAUGCUAUGUCAACAGAACCAGAUGAUAAUUAUGACGCACAGAAUUUACUAAACGAUACUGGUGGGUCAGAGUUGUCAGGUCUAUCACAUGUUGAUGCUCCAAACGAUAGUUUGUACAUAAUAUGCUGUUUAUUGAUUGCUGCAUUUAUGGUGGGAGUCAUUAUUGUUCUAUUAGCCAUCACGAUAAGCAAAUUACGUAAACGUGAAGAACAUAGUAACAGUGUUCAUCCAACGGAUGUGGUUUUACAAACGGCAACAAAUGGUACAACAGGAGUUCCAUCACCAUUAGCGUUAACUGUUCAACCACAACCAUUACCACCGGAACCAUUAGCUUAUCGUGGACAAUUUUUAUGGCAAUAUCCACCACCACCCCCACCGCAAUAUACCCUGUACAGCAAUGACCAGGAUACGCUUGUGCAGAAUUUAUCAACGGAAAGACCAGGAUUUGUCAGAGGUUUUAGAAAAAACAUUGGUGGUCGUUGGCGACGAUUAGUUAAAAGAAAACCAGAAACAGAAGUAUACACAAUUCCGGCAGAAUUAAAACCGCAAUUAAAGCAAAUCUAUGUAUAUUAGUAGAAUUCUAAAA